CACCAUGAACCUAUUGGUAAUAGAUAUCUCUGUUUUGAAAAUUUGGAACAGGUACAGAGAAACUGAAGAGAGCUCUGACAAUAGAAUGAGUGAAGAUGUGGCAGCGACUUCGGAAAGGAUCGGAGAUUUUUUGCAGAUUUGGAGAAGACCCAGCCAAGGUUUUAUCAAGAUAAAUACUGAUGCCGCAAUGAGCAAGGAAGGCAGUGUUUUGGCUUUCAUAGCCAGGAAUGAAAAAGGGGAGACCAUGCAUAUUCACACUUUUAAGUCUGACGUUUUCAUCCCUGAAGUUGCGGAAAUGGAGGCUAUCUUAAGAGCCAUGCAGGCUGCUACUCGUUUUGGCUGGAGCAAAGUUUCUAUGGAGUCUGAUGCUGCUUUAGUAAUAUCAAGUAUUACGGCGAGAGAUUUUAAGUCCAUUCAUUGGACUGCUGAGCAGUUUUUCAAAGACAUUCUCUUACUUAUUCCCUCUUUUGCUAGUAUUUAUUUUGGUUGGGUACCUAGGAGGAUCAAUGGUAUUGCCGAUUAUGUAGGAAAACGGCUAGUAAAAAUAGUUUCUUUGGUCCUGUAGAUAGUUCUUUCUUACCCAAAACUUUUUUGAUAGUUUGAUUCAGGAAAGUGAGCCUGAGGCAACACCCUGAAUCGGGGCUCUAUUUGGCCCUUCUUUUUUGGUUUCUAAUGAAUCCCCCGUUUUUCACCCCAAAAAACCUACUUUAUUGAACUUUUG
Messenger RNA from Ziziphus jujuba (common jujube), 721 nucleotides. RefSeq lists its product as uncharacterized. The record is from RefSeq and is a predicted model, not a curated record. The transcript has a single exon. Lineage: Eukaryota; Viridiplantae; Streptophyta; Magnoliopsida; Rosales; Rhamnaceae. The coding region runs from base 5 to 565 and encodes 186 amino acids. Gene Ontology annotation, molecular function: nucleic acid binding; RNA-DNA hybrid ribonuclease activity.